GUUUGGGAUUGCAUUGGCCUACACUUUGAUCGGCUCGGAUGUGGUAGUGCACUGGAUCGGAAAUGACCUUGCCUUCCUGGCCUGGCAGGGUGAGCGGUACGGAGGCCAUUUCCGUGCCGAGCUGCGGCGGGUGCACGAUCAAGGUGAGACCGUGGCGGCCCUGCGAUCGCACGAAGCAGAGCUGUUCAGGCUGCACGACCGAUUCGACGCAUUGAAGUGGAACAAAUGGCAAGGGAUGGUCCUCAAGACGAAGAAGCUGGGCUGGUUCGAUCGCAUCUACGAUCCCUUCAAGUCGGUCCUGUUUGUGUGCGUCCUGAUGCCGUUUUUCAUCAAGGGUGAGGUGUCGUUGGGCACUGUGAAGCAAUGUGAGAUGGCUCUUUCUCGCAUAACAGCAUCCCUGAGUUUUUUCAUCCAUGAAUAUAAGCAUUUGGCAUCGUAUAGAGCUCAAGUCGAUCGGCUAUAUGACUUUCGAUGCUGUGGGGUGGCCCUCAUGAAGGAUAAGAAAGCUGGAAAACCACCAGGAACUUCGGACUCGCCGGCCGAGGGAGAUGAAGCUGAAGAUAGUUCCGAUGGAACCCCAGCGGCCGAGCCCGAAAACCUGGGAGAUCCUUCUCAGGUGCUGGAGCUGAAAGACGCAACCAUUUUGUUGCCGUCUGGGGAAACGUUGAUGGACAUCGAUUUUCGUGUCACGAAAGGUACCAGCACCCUUCUUUGCGGCAAUGAGGGUUCCGGAAAGUCUACGCUGCUGAAAGCAUUGGCAGGAAUAUGGCCUUUCUUGCGAAUUCCAGAAGCCGAAUCUCUGGCCCCAGCUCUGGACUGCAUUCUGAUACCGCAGAAGCCGAGGUUGCCAGUGCCAAUGUCCAUCCGUCAAGCGCUGGCUUUCCCGAAAAGCCCGGAAGACUUCUCUGAGCAGGAAAUUGCAAGUGCACUGGAGAGGGUUCGGUUGUCUGAGCUGACAGUACUGGGACUUGACGAUGUGGUGGAUGUCAACGCAGCUCUUUCUGGCGGCCAAUUUCAAAAAUUGAUGGUCGCUCACUGCCUGCUGGUGAAGCCUGCAUUCAUCCUUCUGGACGAGUCCAUGGCACACUUGUCGCGUGAAAAUCAGCUUCAUCUUUAUGGCCUGUUGACCACAGAGCUGGUUGAGCCAGGAAUCAGUGGAAUUGUGAGCACAUGCCACAACGUGCGGGACCUGGCUUCCUUCCAUCAGGUCCACUACCAGGUCCGCCGGAAGGUCUUGGAAACUUGCGACAGCACGGGCAGCACCGAUUCCAAUUCUGCCACCCGCAUACUCGAGUUGGUUGAGCCAGGAGCUUUGCCCGAAGCGGAUGCAAGCUAUGAGGAACAUAUGCAAAAACGGCUGAUGGAACAGGAGGAGGAGAUCGCCUUGCUUCAACACACAAUUCAGCGUUUGCGCAACAAGCAAAUGGACUAUGUUGAUUAAGCGUCCAUGCAACGAAUUCAGGUUGCGUGUGACAUGUUGAUUUUUCGUUGCGGAGUGAGUACUAUAGAUGUACAUAGAGUUGUGUGCUGCUGACACUGCCGCCAGACCGGAACAAAUCGAUGGUUUGCGCACAUAUGUGAAAUGUGCAAUCACCUCAACUAGCGACCUUUUGCCGUGGC
Molecule: messenger RNA, 1620 nt
Organism: Effrenium voratum
Lineage: Eukaryota; Dinophyceae; Suessiales; Symbiodiniaceae
Source: the annotation of a GenBank genome assembly